Messenger RNA from Oikopleura dioica, 801 nucleotides. The record is from the annotation of a GenBank genome assembly. NCBI's taxonomy places the organism in Eukaryota, Metazoa, Chordata, Appendicularia, Copelata, Oikopleuridae.
AUGGAGUACAACACAGCCAUUUGCCGAGGAAUCCCAACAAGUUUGAUCGAAAAUGGACUUCGACUUGAGAACAAUCACUCUCCAAUCGAUGAAGCUUUGAUGAGAAGACAACAUGAUCAAUACACUGAUGCCUUAAAAAAGUGUGGGAUGAAAGUGAUCCAGUUACCCGCAGAUGAAACUCUACCCGAUUGUGUCUUUACCGAAGAUGCUGCAGUUGUCGUCGGCAAAAAGGCUGUUCUUACGAAUCAAGGGCAUCCAGCUCGACGAGCCGAGGCCAAAGAAAUGCGAAAGGCUCUUGAACAAGCUGGGGUGGAAGUCUUCGACAUGACAGAGGAGCCAGACUCACAUGUCGACGGAGGAGAUGUGCUCUUUACUGGAAGUGAAAUUUUCAUUGGCGACUCGAAAAGAUCAAACAAAGCUGGAGCCGAGUUUUUAAGAAAAUCUUUCGGUAUCCCUGUACAUCAAAUCAAAGUUGACGAAGGUUUGCAUCUCAAAUCUAACUGCUCUAUGCUCGGACUGAACAAGAUCAUCAUCUCGAAUGACAAAGACGGAAAAAGCAUGGCAAGAGGAAUCAUCGCUGCUGCUGAAAAUUCGUACACCUUCGUUUUUGUCCCGGAUAUAAAGGCUUCAAAUGUCGUUUCCUUCAACAAGACUGUUUUCAUUCCUGCCGGCUACCCUAAAUCAAGAGAAAUCAUAGAAGACAACAUCGCGAAAGACAUUGAAAUUGUCGAGCUUGGAAACACAGAGCUUUCAAAAGUCGACGGAUGCCUCACUUGCUGCUCUGUUCUUAUCAACGUCUGA